This is a messenger RNA of Juglans regia (Persian walnut), 3337 nucleotides long. RefSeq names its product pentatricopeptide repeat-containing protein At1g73400, mitochondrial. NCBI's taxonomy places the organism in Eukaryota, Viridiplantae, Streptophyta, Magnoliopsida, Fagales, Juglandaceae. Bases 65 to 1783 code for a protein of 572 amino acids. The record is from RefSeq and is a predicted model, not a curated record. The transcript is spliced from 5 exons. Gene Ontology annotation, molecular function: protein binding.
UCCGCCGUAACUAUAAACCUCAAAACGGUCGUAUCUUUGUAAGCCCCUCUCUGUUGCUUUCGAGAUGAGGAGGUUCUGUAAACAUUUAUCUGCGAUCGGAUUCAGAAACCCUUCAAACUCUUUCUCAAUCCGCAGCUUUAGUGUUAAUCCCUCAGUUGAACCGGCAUGCCAUUUAGCUGAUUUUAUUGUCUCUACGUCAUUUCUACAAACACCUUGUUCGGAGUCUGUCAAACUGUCGUUUCCCUUGAAUCCUCUUGUGGGGUUCGUGGUGUUCGCGCGGCGGUUUUGUUCAGAGGCUGUCCCUAUUGUUCCAAGUUUGGAAAGUGAGAAAGAGGAUAAAUGUUUGGAAAGUGAUGUCGAUAGGUUGUACAAUGCUGUCAUCGAUAACUCUAGUGCGUAUAAGAAUAUGGAGAAGGCUCUUGACCAAGUUGGUGUAGAGUUGACGAAUGAAUUAGUGGUUGAGGUUCUUCGUAGGCUUCGGUUCGAAGAGAAAAUAGCGUUUAGAUUUUUUACGUGGGCGGGGCAUCGAGAAAACUAUGCCCACGAGUCUCGGGCGUAUAAUGAUAUGAUUGACAUCCUGUCUAAUACAAAAUACAAGGUGAAGCAGUUUCGAAUUGUUUGCGAUUUACUGGAUUACAUGAAGAGGCGCGACAAGAACACGGUUCCCGUUGAAGUUCUGUUGAAAAUUUUGAGAGAUUACACUGAAAAACAUCUGACCUAUUUGCAUAAAUUUGCCAAGAAGAAGAGGAUAAGGGUGAAGACGCAACCGGAGAUCAAUGCUUUUAACUUGCUGUUGGAUGCUUUGUGCAAGUGCAGUUUGGUUGAGGAUGCUGAAGCCAUGUUUAAGAAGGUGAAGAACAAGGUUAAGCCUGAUGCUAACACUUAUAACAUAUUGUUUUUUGGGUGGUGUAGAGUUAGAAACCCAACUAGAGGAAUGAGAGUACUGGAAGAAAUGAUUGAAUUGGGUCAUACUCCUGAUAAUUUUACGUACAAUACUGCCAUUGAUACCUUUUGCAAAGCAGGGAUGGUGACAGAAGCAGCUGAACUCUUUGAUUUCAUGAGAACGAAAGGUUCCACGCUGUCUUCGCCUACUGCUAAAACUUAUGCAAUCAUGAUUGUGGCUCUUGUCCAGAAUGAUAGAAUGGAGGAGUGCUUUAAACUUCUAGGGCAUAUGAUAAACAGUGGUUGCCUUCCUGAUGUUACUACAUACAAGGAACUGAUUGAAGGGAUGUGUUUGGCUGGAAAGAUUGAGGAAGCGUACAAGUUCUUAGAAGAGAUGGGAAAUAAAGGUUACCCUCCGGAUAUCGUUACUUACAACUGUUUUCUUAAAGUCCUUUGUGACAAUAAAAAGAGUGAUGAAGCACUCAGGCUUUAUGGAAGAAUGCUUGAUAUGGAUUGUGUGCCUAGUGUGCAGACCUAUAAUAUGCUGAUUUCAAUGUUUUUUGAGAUGGCAGAUUCUGAUGGGGCGUUUGAGACUUGGCAUGAGAUGGAUAAGAGAGGCUGUGCACAAGAUAUGGAUACUUAUAGCUUGAUGAUUGAUGGGCUUUUCCGUUGUAACAAGGUUGAAGAUGCAUGUUCCCUUUUGGAAGACGUGGUAAACAAGGGAAUGAAAUUGCCAUAUCGGAUGUUCGAUUCAUUUUUGAUGCAACUUUCUGUGAUUGGUGAUCUCCGUGCCAUCCACCGGCUCUCGGAGCACAUGAGAAAGUUCUACAAUUCUGCCAUGGGAAGACGAAUUGCACUCAACCAGAAGCGAAAGAGCAUGAGUUUGAGAGGGAAGUAUUGAGAUUUCUAGAUUGGCUAUAUAACUAUCUUUUCAGUGUCUUUGUGGAGAUCACCUAUUGAGAUGUUUUUCUAACUGCUGGUGCUGCCUUAUCAUGCCAAAUGGUUGUAUUGCUGAAAGUACUCUUCUAGUUUACUGCUAGUACUACUGAGGUAUCUAAUCCCAUGGUUUGUUCCCCUAACUUUCGUCUCAGUGUGGUGUCAGCCCAGCAGAGUAGCGCUUUUGCUGUUGGGGUGAUUUCAGAUUCUCUACAUUUCACUGCUCCCCAGGAUGAGAUUGAGCUGCCAUCCGGUGGAGCAGUUACCUUCCUUGGAAAAUGCAAAAAGUGCAGCUGCCUUCUUUCCCAGAUUCUAUUUCUUGGCAGUAAAGUGCGGGAGGCUACGUGUCGGCAAGGAGGGAUCAUGGGCCAAUACUGUGUUUCUACUUUUUAGCAUUGAGGCACAUGUCUUCCAUGGACAUUGUGUUUCUAUGUCAGGUACUUCUCUGUCUGCAGUGAAGGUUAUCACUCUUGGUGACGAACCCAGUCCUGACGAAGAAACUGAAUUCAAAAGCUUGUAGUUUCUACUGAAACUUCAUAAAUAAUUUUCUUGGAGACUGCAUUGAUGCAGCAGGAUGUCAAUAAUUUCAACUAUAGAUCAUUUUAGGGGAUAGGAGUGAGCAGAAGGCAUUCAAACACACGAGAAUAACUUGUUUUAAUCCUGGUUCCUUCUGAAAUGACCACACAUUUGUGGCAUAUUGUUCAUGCACUCAGGAAGUUGAAUUGUCAGCCUUCAAAGAAUAUGAGAAAUAUAUGUUACACUAAACUUCAGCAGGCCAAUCUGAAAUAAUGUGAGGCUGGAUUCAAGCUGGGAACACCACUUUGUUCUAUGUGAUGCUAGGACUUGUACAUUUGGGACUUAUACUUACUCUUCAAGGAAAUCAGCAGACUUGGGACUUAUACUUACUCUUCAAGGAAAUCAGCAGACGGAGAAGUCUUGUUGCAAGUACUUGUAAUAAUGGUUUUUAUAGGGAUCAAUAUCUACAUCAGAGUAUUUGCAAAAGGAAUCUUCCAUUUCAGUUGCAGCACUCGAUUGUUUUUAGGAUAAUGGAUGUACGUUUGACUGAAACUACAUCAAAAUUGGAUAUGGCGAAACAGAUCAUGACUUGCAGAUUUUCCUUAUUCUACAGGCCAGCUGCAUUGUUCUACAGUAAUUGCAACCUUUGUGGAACACACUGUUUUGACAAAUGGAAGCCUGCCAUUGGAUAUCAAGUGUGUCAUCGUCUUAGUGGCAUUCUUUCAGUGAAUAUUGCUAGCUGCUGGCAGCUGCACUCUUGAGUAAUGUUUGAAGAUUCUUGAUGCUUUUUCUUGAUGAUUAUUCCCUCUAGACUAGUUUGUUAUAAGGUUAUAUACUCUCUCCAUCAGUCAAAUUUAGACACGACAACUGCAUGUUGCUAUCAUUUUGGACUUUUGUAAGCUAUUGAUAGAACUUACUCAUAGAAUCCUUAUGAGUUAAGCUAUCUUAAACCAAACAGUUCCAUGUAGUUACUAAAAUAUUAUUAUCAGAUGAUUUCCAGUUC